Molecule: messenger RNA, 1258 nt
Organism: Rubroshorea leprosula
Lineage: Eukaryota; Viridiplantae; Streptophyta; Magnoliopsida; Malvales; Dipterocarpaceae
Source: the annotation of a GenBank genome assembly
AGAGUUAUUCCAUAGGAAAGCACUGCAAAGUCUUUCAAUUUCCAAGUAAUGGAUAUGCUUGUCUUUCAGUAGAGUUAGCAUGGAUAUGCUUGUCUGACCUUUUCCAAGUAAUGGGUUUUUCAUUUCAGUUCAUUAUAGGAAGUGGUGAAAAUAUGUCUGACUUCACCUUUUCUGAGAAUGUUGCCCAUGCUCAUAUCUGUGCAGCAGAAGCUCUAGAUUCCCGGGUAGUCUCUGUGGCUGGAAAGGUCUUUUUCAUCACAAAUCUUGAACCUAUGCUGUUCUGGGAAUUUGUGUCUCUCAUACUUGAAGGCUUGGGAUUUCAAAGACCAUUCAUAAAAGUUCCUACCAGGAUAUUUUGGUACAUUCUUUUGGUUGUCAAAUGGAUGAAGGAAAAGUUGCACUUCAAAAAUUGUGGUGAUUCUACAUCAGCUCGUUACUUAGUUCAACUAGCCUCUCGCACCAGAACUUUUGACUGCGCUGCAGCUGAAAGGCAUAUUGGAUACUCACAAGUUGUUUCCUUAGAAGAAGUUAUUACAUCAACAGUAGAAUCAUUCACACAUUUAGCCAAAGAUUUUGAGAGAUACAGCUACUAUGAAGGACAAUCAAAAGCAGAGAAGCUGCUUGGAGGAGGGAAAGUUUCUGACAUUUUGCUCUGGAGAGAUGAAAGGAAAACGUUUACAUGCUUUCUUGCUCUGGCUCUGGUGUUUUACUGGUUCUCUCUCUGUGGAAGAACUUUUAUCUCAUCCAUGGCCAGUCUUCUGCUAUGGGUUGCAAUAGUGCUUUGUGGAUAUGGCAUUAUACCGUUGGAGAUAUUGGAUUUAAUCUGGAGGAUACGUUUGCCUAGUGUUGAAAUCUCAGAAACAGUCAUGAGAGAUUCAAUUAGAUCCAUAGCUUAUGAAUGGAAUAGAGGGGCUCGUACUAUAAGGUCAUUGGCCAAGGGAGAGAACUGGAAUACUGUUUUCAAGGUGUCUAGGCAUGUUCCUUGCAUUUUUCAGUUUGUUGGGCAUAUUUCAGCUGGUUGCAGGUUCUCUUUACGCUGUCAAGUUCCUGUUGUCUUACUCGGUGACUGUUCUGACCGGCAUGAUUCUGGUGUUUGCUUUCACUGCAUUCUUCGUUUAUGAGCAAUAUGAAUUCGAAAUCAAUGGAUUGGCAAAAUUUCUCUGCAACAGUAUUAUGGAAUCAAAAGCAUUGUUGGCAAGGAAUCUACCAGCUUCCGUGGCUUCAUAUCUUCAUAACUUCGCAACUCCGCACCAGCCAA